AGAUAUGUGAUACUAACAGUCUUCCAUACUCACUGACCUAAAUACAGAGCAUAAACAGCAGACUAUCGCCGACUUGCCGACGAUCUGUGCGUACGCUGUCAACGAAUUUCAUGUUCCGACAUAUUAUCAGGCAACUACCACCUCGGCUGCUCAGGCUAACCGAUCGUCACGUAAUAGCUAAUUCUGUUACUAAGAACCAGCGAACAAUGGCAUAUAUAAAUAAACCCUUCACUGACCCUUCCAUGAAAGAGUUCUUGGAUAAAUUUUAUAAACUAAUGAGCAGUGAGGCAAUAGAGGCGGAGGAAAAUGUCAACAGCAAAGUCUGUAACUUUGUACAACCACAGGAGCUGGAGAAAUUACUCGACCUUAACAUUCAAGACGGACCUACUUCAAACGAACGGUUACUGGAGCUGAGUAGUGACCUGAUAAAGUACAGCGUUAAAACAGGUCAUCCUCGAUUCUAUAAUCAGCUUUACAGCGGCAAAGAUCCAUACAGCAUGGCGGGGGCGUGGCUCACUGACGCCCUUAGCACUAAUCUACACACUUACGAAGUAGCCCCUGUUUUCGUGAUCUUGGAGAAGUACAUGAUGAAAAAAAUGUGUUCAGUGUUUGGAUUUCCAAAUGGUGACGGUGUUUUUUGUCCAGGUGGUUCCUAUUCCAAUAUCCUAGCACUACAUGUUGCGAGGUACCAGACCAAUCCGUCACUCAAACAGACGGGUAAUUUCGGGUCGAAGGUCAUGACGAUGUUUACUCAUUCAGAUGCACACUACUCUCUAGCCAAAGGGUCCAGUUUUUUGGGAUUAGGAAUGGACAACCUAAUCAGGGUCAAUACGGACGAUAUCGGACGGAUGUGUCCAACUGAUCUUGACAAAAAACUCACAGAACAGAAAACGAAGGGAACACAGCCGGUGUUUGUGAUGGCCACCUGUGGUUCGACUGUUCUUGGUUCCUAUGACGACCUCAAUGCUAUAGCCGAUGUUUGUCAGAAGCACUCCGUCUGGAUGCACGUCGACGCGGCCUGGGGAGGAAGUGCAAUCUUAUCAGCAAAACACCAUUCACUCAUGAGUGGAGUUGAAAGAGCAGACUCGGUGGCGUGGAACCAGCAUAAGAUGAGUGGUGUACCUAUCCAGUGUUCAACUCUGCUCAUGAAAGAGAAGGGACUCUUGGAACAAUGCAACUCGUUCCAUGCAGAGUAUCUGUUUCAACCAGACAAAUGCUACGACACCUCCUACGAUAUUGGUGACAAGACAAUACAAUGUGGACGAAAGGCGGACGUAUUGAAACUCUGGAUGCAGUGGAAAGCGUAUGGAGACAAGGGUAUGGAGGCCCGAGUGGACCAUGCUUUCGAAAUGGCAAAGUACCUGACACAGAAGGUUAAAGAAACAGAAGGAUUCCGGCUAGUCCUUCCCGAGUUUCAGUGCACGAACAUUAGUUUUUGGUAUAUCCCACCACGACUUAGGGGUAAAGAGGAAAACACCGAUUGGUGGAAAGAAGUAGCUAAGGUGGCGCCACAGAUCAAGACGAAGAUGAUGAUGGAGGGAACAAUGAUGACCGCCUACCAGCCUUUGUCCAGCAAAGGACUAGUGAACUUUUUCCGGAUCAUAAUAGAAAACCCGCUUUGUGAUAGGUCAGGGAUGGACUUUAUCGUUAAGGAAAUAGACCGGCUAGGCAGAAAUCUAUAGAGGAAUAUUGGUCAAGGAACGUAAUGUCUUAAUACAUACAUAUAACUAGACAUAUUUUGUAGUCUGAACAAUUUCAGUUACAUUAACUGAUAAUCAUUCAAAAUAUUUUGCACAGGGCAAAGCAUUUAGAUAAUCGCUGUGGGUGAUAUAAAGCCUCGAUAUAAUGCCUCUUGUUUGUAUACAGUGUAUCCCCACGCCCUCUAUGAUUUUCUAAACUGGAUAAGCACCACAAUAUUUCUAAAUUCGUCAUAUUGAUUAACACUACACUUAUAAUGAACAAAUAUGUCGACGUUUUCCUGAAUUCUGCUGCAUGGCUCACGAUACGCUUUGAUUUUUGUAACUGUUACUGUUCCUUGAUAUUCUGGUAUCGGAUCUAAACGUGUAUAUUCCAGGUAUUACUUGGACGAAAUACAUGGAAUUGCAUAUCGAAACCUGUCAUCCUUACCGUGUAAACACACUAAUAAACAGAAAAUAUAAUACAACACUUGUUUUGAUUUGAAAUGCCAUAUAGUUAAUUUCUUUUUCGUUGUUUCUUUUCAAGCGUUCCAAGAAUGGAACAUAUUCUGACUACGUUACAUGUUAGCUUACUCAUAACGUUGAUUCUAAAUUUACCAAAAAGUACAUUACACGUUUUAGUGUUGACAAAUUAUUACUUUUCUUAAAACAUAAUCAAUCAAUACCAUAUCCAAGCAGUACUCCUCUUUUAUUUUAAAAUAGCAUUUCUAGUUUUAAAAUUAAUAAGAUAUGUCAUGCACGAUAUCAAUGUUUAAUGGAGCUAUCAAGUAAAAAGGAAAAAAACGAACGCCAUGUUUUGUCAUUUUUUCUCAUUUUUAUUUAAGAAAAGGGUCAGACAAGCAAGUGUCAUGAUAUAAUACAAAAUACCGUCAGACAACUUGAAUAAUGAUAAUGUUAAUGACCAAUGAAAUUACAGCUUUCAGACGUCUGAUAGUGUUUAUAGCUUUUAGUACUUGAAAUCAUGGCAGUGUAAGCUGUAUAUCACA
Messenger RNA from Mizuhopecten yessoensis (Yesso scallop), 2683 nucleotides. RefSeq names its product cysteine sulfinic acid decarboxylase-like. The coding region runs from base 111 to 1682 and encodes 523 amino acids. The transcript is spliced from 16 exons. Gene Ontology annotation, cellular component: cytoplasm. Lineage: Eukaryota; Metazoa; Mollusca; Bivalvia; Pectinida; Pectinidae. The record is from RefSeq and is a predicted model, not a curated record. Gene Ontology annotation, biological process: carboxylic acid metabolic process. Gene Ontology annotation, molecular function: pyridoxal phosphate binding; carboxy-lyase activity.